Molecule: messenger RNA, 6720 nt
Organism: Cadophora gregata
Lineage: Eukaryota; Fungi; Ascomycota; Leotiomycetes; Helotiales; Ploettnerulaceae
Exons: 6
Coding region: 2080-5055 (991 amino acids)
Biological process (GO): mRNA splicing, via spliceosome
Cellular component (GO): U2-type catalytic step 2 spliceosome; cytosol; U4/U6 x U5 tri-snRNP complex
Molecular function (GO): U5 snRNA binding; translation elongation factor activity; GTP binding
Source: RefSeq, a predicted model, not a curated record
GCCUCUCAGCCUUGCCACCUCCUCCAGUUAUGCAGUGCUUUUUACUCUUGUAUCUGCAAAGGAAAAAAAUAGUCCGAUUUGUUCUGAAAAAUGCUUGGUAUUCUCGUGAAAGUGCCACAAGAAGAUGUACUCGCUCUCACUUCAUGCUCAGACGACAAUAUGUGCUGUACCGACAGGUUCUCUCAAGCUUGCCAGAAAGUUCAUCCAUUAUUUUUUAAGGUAUUUACCGGGGUAGUCUUAUUACCACAAUCAAAACUUUUACUGCAAAGACUCAAUGACAAGCGCAGAAGCUCCGCCACCACCAUUGCAGAUACCUGCGACACCAAUCUUUGCCUUCUGUUCUCUCAAUACGUUGAUCAGAGUUGUUGCGAUUCUGGCUCCAGAGCAACCAAGGGGAUGGCCAAUGGCCACUGAACCUCCAUGAAUGUUCACCUUGGUCUCAUCCAAGCCAAGGAUCUUCAUGUUCGCCAAAGCAACAACCGAGAAAGCCUCAUUGAUCUCAUAGAAAUCAACGCUCGAAGCAUCAACCUUGGCAUGCUUUAGAGCUUUGGGGAUUGCCAAUGCUGGAGCUGUAGUGAACUUGCUUGGAGCGUGAGCCGCGUCUCCCCAUCCGAGGAUUUUAGCAAGAGGCUUGAUACCAAGUUCCUUCAACUUAGCCUCAGAAACAAGUACUAAGGCGGAUGCACCAUCGUUGAUCGGUGCAGCGUUUGGAGCAGUGACAGUACCGCCAUUUGGCAUGAAAGCAGGACGCAUAGCCUUCAGCUUCUCGAUAUUGAGAUUUUUGACUUCGUCAUCCUUCUCAACAUUGACUGUUGGCUUGCCUCGGCCUCCGCUGACCUCAACUGGAACAAUUUCGGUCUUGAAAAUGCCUGCCUCAGUGGCCUUCUGUGCCUUCUGAUAUGACUUGAUAGCAUACUCAUCCUGUUGUUCUCUGGUAAUGCUGUGGUCUGAUGCGCAUUCUUCUCCUGCCAUACCCAUGUGCUCCUUUUUGCCAUACGCGUCCGUCAAACCGUCCUUCAGAACACCAUCAACCAAGGUUUGGUUACCAUAUUUAGCACCGUUUCGAAGAGUUGGGAGGUAAUGAGGAACAUUCGACAUAGACUCGGUACCGCCAGCAACGACAAUGUCGGCAUUGCCAGUCAUGAUAGUUUGGGCCCCGAGAAUAAUGGCCUUCAGUCCAGAGGCGCAUACUUUGUUGACAGUUGUGGCAAUAGUGGCUUCGGUCAGGCCACCAGCUAGGGCACAUUGACGGGCAGGGUUCUGGCCAAGGCUAUAUUACUGUGUCAGUAAUCUUGGAUGGGACAAAGAGAGAAUGCUUACUUUGCAGACAAUACAUUUCCAAAGAAGACCUCCUCUACAUCCUCGGGCUUGAUUUCAGGUACACGCUCGACAGCAGCUAUGGAUAUUCUUAGCAAAUCGACAGUUUCAUAAAAUUUAAAUCGUUCAGGGUUUGGCAGAAAGCGGAGCUCGCACCCCAAGAAUGACCCGAUCGGAGUUCGCACUGCAGAAACAAUGUAAACUGGUGCUGAAGCCAUACUGCCGGCUUUGAUAUUUUCAAGGCGAUGGAGAUUUUGGGGGUUAUUCAAGUGCAGAGCUGAAAGAGAAAGGAGGACUAGAGGGAAAGAAGUGGGCAAGCUAAAGUAAUCAAAAUAAUGGCAAAACUACUUUUGAAGCUCAACAGUUGCUUCACCGCCCCUCAAAAUUAGCGCCUAGAGUCGCAUUCAGGUACCCGCCUGUACCGUUUUCGGCAUCAUUCUACAGCCACUCACGGAUACAAGAUCGAGAUGUCUUGACCUCAAAAGACACCAGGAAGCAUCCAUCUUCUCUGGACAUCUUACGUUAUCAUCCAUGCAGAGGGUUUUCUGCCAUAUCUGGUCCCGCGAUCGGAGUACAAUCCCAUGUCGGAGAGGGGCAAGGCUGAAGUCACGUGAACACGCUAGAGCACCUGGCAGAGCACCUACGCGCUAGUGAAGACUGGCUGAACUUUUUGAAGCUCGUCGUCGCGAGAAGUUGACUGGUCGAAGAGAGUCGCAUUUCCCACCCACGUCCAAGAACCUUCUCUUUGCUCAUUUGCCCAAUAUGGAUGACCUCUAUGAUGAGUUUGGUAACUUCAUUGGUGAAGCUGAAGAAUCAGAGGACGACAGUCAACAUGGUGUUGAUGCAGGGGCCUAUGUGUACGAUGAAGACUACCCGGAGGAGGAGCCAGAAGUCACUGGCCAGGAGUUGAUGGAAGUCGACGAUGAAGGACCAUCGAACGCCGUUAUACUGCACGAGGACAAGCAAUACUAUCCUACUGCACAACAAGUAUAUGGAGAAGAUGUUGAGACGAUGGUACAGGAGGAAGAUGCUCAGCCUCUUACACAGCCUAUCAUUGCGCCUGUCGAGCAGAAAAAGUUUACCAUACAAGAGGCAGAUCUCCCCCCAGUAUUUUUCGAACGGAGAUUCAUGACAGAUCUUAUGAACUAUCCCGAUCAAAUUCGAAACGCUGCAUUUGCAGGGCAUCUUCACCAUGGGAAAACGGCAUUGAUGGAUAUGUUGGUCUUGGAACCACACGACAUCACGGAACGAUUGGAGAAGAAGACUGGGAAGAAGAGGGAUGAACAGUUGAGGUACACCGAUGUGCAUGUCCUAGAGCGGGAUCGAGGUAUUUCGAUCAAGUCGGCCCCCAUGAGCCUGGUACUACAAAACUCUCAAGGCAAAUCACACCUCUUGAACAUACUCGACACACCAGGCCAUGUUAAUUUUGUCGAUGAAGUUGCAUCAUCUCUCCGGCUUGUUGAUGGCGUUGUCUUGGUUGUCGAUGUCGUAGAAGGCGUGCAGGUGAACACUGAGCAGAUCAUAAAGCAUGCCGUUCUUGAAGGGCUGCCGCUCACUCUUGUGGUGAAUAAGAUGGACAGGUUGAUCUUGGAGCUCAAAAUCCCUCCAACCGACGCCUAUUUCAAGCUCAAGCAUGUUAUCGAAGAGGUCAACACUGUUAUUGAGAACACCAUUCCAGGCCAAGGAGAGAAGAGGCGGCUGAGCCCCGAAAAAGGCAAUGUACUGUUUGCAUGCAGUAGCAUGGGCUGGUGCUUUACCCUGCAAUCAUUUGCGAAGAUGUACGCGGAAAACUUUCCACCAAAGACCAAAGGGGCACCAGGAAUCAACGUUCCAGAAUUUGCUCGUCGACUCUGGGGAGAUAUCUUCUAUAAUUCGCGGAAAAGAUCAUUCACCCGAAAAGCUGUGGAAGAAGGGGCAAAACGUUCUUUCGUGAACUUCAUUCUUGAGCCGAUCUACAAAUUGUACUCGCAUACUAUCAGUGAAAGUCCCGAGGACCUCAAAGAUACAUUGGCAACUCUCGGCAUAACACUCAAACCUUCACAAUACAAAACCGAUGCAAAUGUGCUCCUGAAACUUGUUUGCGAAAAGUUUUUUGGAGGAUCAAAUGGGUUCGUUGAUAUGGUUGUUGAGCAUAUUCCAUCUCCAGUUGAGGCUGCUGAGGACAAGGUCCAGCGAUAUUAUACUGGACCUCUGGACACCAAAGUUGCGACAGCUAUGAUAGGAUGCAAGCAAGAUGGCCCCUUAGUUGUUCAGAUCUCGAAAUUGUUCAACACAAGCGACGCGAAAGGGUUCCAUUCAUUUGGACGGGUCAUGAGCGGGAUAGCAACCCCUGGUUCCCAAGUCAGAGUUCUGGGCGAAGGGUAUUCUAUCGACGACGAGGAAGAUAUGAGCUUGGCAACUAUCUCAGACGUUUGGAUAGCUGAGACACGGUACAGCAUUCCCACAGAUGGUGUGCCGGCAGGAAAUUGGGUUUUACUUGGAGGCGUUGAUAAUUCCAUUGUCAAGUCGGCGACAUUGGUUCCUCCCAUAUUACCGGACGGAGAGGAUGCCUACAUCUUCAAGCCUAUCACGCAUUUCACCGAAUCCGUCUUCAAGGUGGCUGUCGAACCAAUCAAUCCUUCGGAGCUCCCGAAGAUGCUGGACGGCCUUAGAAAGAUCAACAAGAGCUAUCCUCUGAUCACGACUAAAGUCGAGGAGUCCGGUGAGCACGUUGUUCUAGGCACAGGAGAGCUCUACAUGGAUUGUGUUUUGCAUGAUCUCCGGCGAUUGUAUGCUGAGAUGGAAAUAAAGGUUUCUGAUCCAGUCACACGGUUCUGUGAGACUGUCGUGGAGCAGUCAGCCAUCAAGUGCUAUGCUCAAACCCCAAACAAGAGGAACAAGAUCACGAUGAUUGCGGAACCGCUGGACCAAGGCAUCGCGGAGGACAUCGAGAGCGGCAAGGUUAGUAUCAAGAGCCCCAAUAAGGUCAUUGGCAAAUUUUUCGAAGAAAACUAUGGAUGGGAUUUACUUGCUUCAAGAAACAUUUGGGCAUUUGGGCCCGAUGAUCUGGGGCCGAAUAUUCUCCAGAAUGACACCCUGCCAUCUGAGGUUGACAGGCGACUCCUGCAAAGCGUGAGAGACACAAUUCGCCAGGGCUUCAGUUGGGCAACACGAGAAGGUCCUUUGUGUGAAGAGCCAAUCCGGAAUGGCAGGUUCAAGAUCAUGGAGGUGGCAUUGGCUUCCGAAGCGAUCUUCCGGGGUGGUGGCCAGAUCAUCCCCACUUCCCGACGGGCCUGUUAUUCUUCUUUCCUAAUGGCUUCUCCACGACUUAUGGAGCCUGUCUACUCCUGUUCCAUGACUGGACCUGCGGAUUCGGUCACAUCACUCUACACUGUCCUCGCUCGUCGCCGGGGGCACGUCCUCUCUGAUGGCCCAAUUGCCGGUACGCCAUUGUACCGCGUCAGUGGGCUCAUUCCAGUCAUUGACUCGUUCGGCUUCGAAACCGAUCUUCGAAUCCAUACACAAGGCCAGGCCACUGUCAGCUUAGUGUUCGAUCGCUGGAGUAUUGUACCUGGCGACCCGCUUGAUAAGGAUGUUAUCUUGAGACCAUUAGAGCCUGCUAGUGCUCAAGCAACUGCCAGAGACUUCGUCUUAAAAACAAGGAGGCGUAAGGGACUAAGCGAAGACGUUAGUGUGGCCAAGUUCCUAGAGCCUGAGUUGUUCUCGAGCUUGAAAGAAAGUGGAGUCCUUGGAGAUUGAUGAGGGACGGUCGAACAAAAGUGCAAAGAUAAGUCUUGGAGUUAGCAUGGGCAUGGGAUCUCUACCUUGAGAUAAUAUGGGGCAUUUUUGGUGAACUGGCGUUCAGAGAAUGAUAGCUGUAGGAUAGCCCUAGAGCACUUUCCAAUGUACUGGCGCACCAAGAUUUGGUAGCAUGGGAUGCUUUCCACACACCCACACCACCACCAACGCAACCUGAAAUGUGCUGCACCUACAUACAACCUCUUGCUUCAAUUGGUCCCCCUUCCUGCAAGGCGGGAUAUCCGACGUAGCCGAGCCCGUGUACUUGAACAUACAGCACUAGCAACGGUCGCUCCAGCUCAUCUGCAUCUCCUCGACGAACCCACAACUUUCAAACGAGCGAAAUAAGCCCUGGACAAUAUCAUACAUCCAUACUUGGACCUGCGCCAAACAGCAUACAAUAGCGCUCACUCACUGUGGAAAAUCUAUCAUUGGCUCGCAUAUAGACGAAUCCUCCCAUGCACACCCAGGUAUAGUAGCCACGUAAUUCACUUGAAAUGAUCGGAUGCCGAGAAACCAAAACAAGAGCGAUGAUACACCAAGAUCUAUUGAAUGAUUUCCACGAGGAUGUAAAAUUAUCUUCUAGAAAGAUCGUGGAUGACGGUCCCCGAUAUUCCCGCCUUGCGAAAGGAGAAUUAUGCUUAUCUCUCGCAAGGGUUUCUUCUUUCCACGCAUGAUCCGUUCCCAGCAUCUUGUCAUUCCCAGUCGGGCCGCUGGCCGCCCCUCUACCCCCCCUCUUAUUAUGCCUCUUGAGCUUCCCGAAUAGUUCUAUAUAUCGUCGAAAUAUAGGCGGGGGGCCAACCUUGUUUUAUCGAUUUUGCUAAAUACCCACUUGGCCGCGUACCUUUUAGACUGGGGAAGCUGAGGUGGGCUAAAUGAACAUGACGCCUUUGAAAACAAAAUCACCGAGGCACAUUUGGAUGACAGGACAGGACAGGGUAGUCGGGAAAAGGAAAGUGCCCUGGCUGCAUUUUGCUUUUGGACUUUGGUGGGAGAGGAGAGGGUGGGUUUGUGGAGCGAGGGAGGGGAAAGGAAGAACGGUUUUGCCGGUUUCCCUAAGAUUGGUUCACUUUCAAUUUUUGUGGAUUCGUGGUUCUUAUAUUCAUGGAUUGGAUGAGGAGGCUGGUAGCACUAAGUCGCCCAAUCGUCUUCCCGUCGAACCUUUUGGUGGGAAGCAGGGUUCAGAUUUCUUUGGGACACCGCAGGGCAGCAUCCCAUGCUGUUCCACUACUUUCAAGCUUGGAGACGAUGGUGGGGCAGAACUGCAGGAUCAUGGACGGAGGAAAGGAGGCUUGGGUCUGGAUUCCCUGAUUGGGUGGCUGGUACGGUUGACAUUUGGACGUCUUUGUUGAUUGGGUAGGACGAGAUAAGCUCGCUUCCUGGAGAAGCUGCCCAGAAAUGCACUCAGGGGUGUGAUUAUGGUGCUGCCCGGCCAAGGGCUUUGGUUGAUCGACGAUGUUGAGAAUUGUGACCGCUGACGAGGUUGCAGAUGACAGGGAGGAACGCACAGGGCUAGCGGUUGAGCUGCAGAUGGCGAUUGCCGCAAUUCUCAGGGGUGAAGAAGUACACAGAACCCUGACAAGGGGCUAUAAUAUAGAGUAUUUUGGCCCAUGCGAGAACCCCCCU